Molecule: messenger RNA, 862 nt
Organism: Chanos chanos (milkfish)
Lineage: Eukaryota; Metazoa; Chordata; Actinopteri; Gonorynchiformes; Chanidae
Gene: purab
Product: purine-rich element binding protein Ab
Exons: 1
Coding region: 14-862 (282 amino acids)
Biological process (GO): regulation of transcription by RNA polymerase II
Cellular component (GO): nucleus
Molecular function (GO): DNA-binding transcription factor activity, RNA polymerase II-specific; RNA polymerase II transcription regulatory region sequence-specific DNA binding; purine-rich negative regulatory element binding
Source: RefSeq, a predicted model, not a curated record
GGGAGGCUGCAUCAUGGCGGAUAGAGACAGUGGAAGUGAGCAAGGAGGAUUCGCCACGGGCCCCGGCGCCGGCCCAAUGCAUCCGGGCGCGAUGGGCGCAGCGUCACGACUCCAGCAUGACACGGAGGAGCUCGCCUCAAAACGGGUUGACAUUCAGAACAAACGCUUCUAUUUGGACGUGAAGCAGAACGUCAAAGGCCGCUUUCUGAAGAUAGCCGAGGUCGGGGCCGGGGGAAAUAAGAGUCGUCUGACUCUGUCGAUGUCAGUAGCCGUAGAGUUUCGCGACUACCUGGGAGACUUCAUCGAGCACUAUGCUCAGCUGGGUCCCAGCAACCCGGACAUUGUGCAGGACGAACCACGACGGGCGCUUAAAAGUGAGUUUCUGGUUCGAGAGAAUCGGAAGUACUACAUGGAUCUGAAGGAGAAUCAGAGGGGGCGGUUUCUGAGGAUCCGACAGACCGUGAAUCGGGGGCCCGGAUUGGGAACGGCGCAAGGCCAGACCAUCGCUCUUCCUGCCCAGGGGCUAAUCGAGUUCCGAGACGCUCUGGCGAAACUUAUCGACGACUAUGGAGUUGACGAGGAGCCCGCAGAACUGCCAGAGGGCACCUCAUUGACUGUUGACAACAAACGCUUCUUCUUUGACGUGGGCUCGAAUAAAUACGGAGUUUUCAUGAGGGUCAGCGAGGUGAAGCCAACCUAUCGCAACUCCAUCACAGUGCCCUGCAAAGUGUGGUCCAAAUUCGGUACCACGUUCUGUAAAUACGCCGACGAGAUGAAAAAGAUUCAAGAGAGAGGCAGAGAGAGGAGGGCGCGCGAGCUGCUACCGGAGGGCCUACACGGAGACGAUGGAGACGAGGAUUAA